AUGGCAAUCAAGUCAUUGGAAUCGUUCCUUUUCGAAAGAGGUCUUGUAGGGUCCUAUGCCAUUGAGGCUUUGAAUAAUUGUACUCUAGGUAUAGACGUCAACCAUUAUGUUUCCAGAUUGUUGACCAAUAAAAGAGAACAGUAUUUGGAUGCCAUUGGUGGCUUCCCUACCAGUUUAAAAAUGUAUUUGGAAAGUGAUUUAAAGAUAUUCAAGGAUUUCAAUAUCACCCCUAUUUUCGUCUUUAACGGCGGUUUAACUUACAAUCAGUUAGAGGCAUCCGGCCACUUCACUGCAGCAUCUGCAUCCGCGUCCAUUUCGUCAGCCACUGCUGGAAGCGGUGGUACCAACGCUACAACAAGAUCGAACACGGAAUCCGUUCUUUUACAGAGAAAUAGAGGUUGGACACAAUGGAACAACUUGGUUAGUUCGAAUCAAAAUUCCUACAUUGACCAGCCUAUUCAACCCCAGGAACCAUUCAGACAUAAUACCCCAAUUGACUCCAAGGCUUACCAAAACGAUUUGAUCGCUUAUUUUAUUGAGCAUGGUUAUAUGUAUCAAGUGGCUCCUUACUCCUCUUGGUUUCAACUAGCAUACCUAUUGAAUAGCGCUUAUAUUGAUGCCAUCUACGGCCCAACAGAUUGUUUGAUGUUAGAUUGUGUUGAUAGGUUCAUUUUGGGCAUGGAAUUUCCAAAUAAAGAAUUUCGAUUCAUUGACAGGUCAAGGGUCAUGAAGGAUUUAGGCUGUACCCAUGAAGAGUUCAUUGAUAUUGCAAUGGCUGUAGGUAACGAUUUGCAACCAACAACUUUACCACCCUUGCAGAUUUAUCCGGUUCCUCAGCUAUUUGAUAUUGCUUUAGAAAUGGUUUUGAACACAGGCACAAAUUUUUAUGCCUAUCAACUGUCUACAGCCUUACAAAAUGACUCGAAAGAGAAUAUUCAAAACUAUCAAAGGGGUAUAUCUGCACUAAGAUACAUGCCAGUCUUAAAGGAUACAGGUAAGGUUGAGUUAUUUGUUCAAGAAGUCGUUGUUUCAGAGGAGGACAGUGAAAAAAACAACAAGGACGGAAAGAAGAGUAAUCUUUCCUCACCAUCCUCUGCGUCCUCAAGCGCUUCUCCUGCCACUCCUAUGGCCAAGAACGCUAGCGAAAAGUUAGCUUAUGAAAAAUUCAGUACUAAAGAGGUUAGGAAACCAAGAGACAUUCCUAAUGAUGUGCAUGAUUUUAUCGGCCAAAUGUUACCUCACGAAUACUAUUUCUAUAGAUCCAUAGGGCUGGUUACUGGAAAGUUAUUUGACGCAAUUGUCACAGGCGUUUAUCCUGAAGAGUCUCCAUUAGGUGGAGGAUCCGCUACUUCCUACAGAAAACUGGUUUCCAAGUCUGUUGAAAUUUUCAAGAAUAAAGAAAUUAAUUUAUUGACUCAACCAAUUAACAGAUAUUAUCAGAUUAAACAAAUUAAACAAGUCAAAUGGUACGCGCCAAAUGAGCCUAUCACUUUGGCCAACAGAAUGACACCUUCUAUGUUUGAAACUAUCAACCACUUAAUUGUUAAAACAGAAACCUCUGGUGAAAAGGAAUUUUCUAUCUAUGAGUUCAUUGCAGCAAUAAAUGCUUCUAGUGACAUGGCAAAAGAUUUUAUAUAUGAGAAAGUUAUUUUCCCAAACUCCGUACCAAUCGAAUCUAAAUUAAACUCACCAUUUGAUUUGUUGUCAACGAAUUUCUUAAGAUUAUUAGUACUAUUGGAGUUUUUCACUUUCGACUUCAAGGAAAAACUGCUAAAACCAACUAAAUGGGGGGAAGUAUUUUUGAAAUUAAAUGAGCUCGAUAUCGAUCGUAUGUAUCACGAAUCGGUUGUUAUCUUUUUGGUAUUUUUGAAAUGUGACGUUUUAAAACUUAACGAAGAAGUUCAACCACCAGCUCCUUCAGCCCUGUCUCAGGCAACUCUCCGUUCAUAUCCUGAAGAGUCUUUGUACGUCCUAUUGAUUACGCGUGUAUUAACUUUGUUUCAGGUGGACCAAAAACCAUCGAAUUACCAUGGGCCUAUUGAUAAGAAAACAUUAAUUUUUAGAGAUCAUCUCUCUUUCAUAAAGGAAAAUUUAAACGAACUUUUUGAAGCCGUUUUGAUUUCAUCUUUAACUUCAGGUGAAUUCAAUAGAUUAUCACUUGAUAACUUUGGUUGGGCAAAGGAAAUCGUUACACAUUUACCGUUUAAGUUAAAUUCUCCAAAUACUAUCAUGGCUAUGAUGUGGGAGUUCUUUUUACAAAAGUAUCUUCACAAUGGUAAUGCCAAGAAUGAUGCAUUGUCCUUAGUUGCUACUGAAUUCAAUACCUAUAAAUCCACACCUAACCUUGAUGAACAGUUUGUUGAAUCCCAUAAGUUUCUGCUUGAAGUUGCAAAAGUAAUGGGGAAGUUAAAUGAUGCAAAACUAAUUGGAGAAAAUGAGUUUAAAUUAUUUACUAAAGCAAUUGAGUUUGCUACAACUGCUCUAUCUAGCUGA
Saccharomyces paradoxus is the source of this 2493-nucleotide messenger RNA. RefSeq names its product Mkt1p (gene MKT1). NCBI's taxonomy places the organism in Eukaryota, Fungi, Ascomycota, Saccharomycetes, Saccharomycetales, Saccharomycetaceae. Gene Ontology annotation, biological process: mismatch repair; DNA recombination; DNA double-strand break processing. Bases 1 to 2493 code for a protein of 830 amino acids. The transcript has a single exon. Gene Ontology annotation, molecular function: 5'-flap endonuclease activity; 5'-3' DNA exonuclease activity. The record is from RefSeq and is a predicted model, not a curated record. Gene Ontology annotation, cellular component: nucleus.